UGAUCCUCAGCACUAGUGUGAGACAAGGCCAAGUGUUUGGGUGUAGGGGAGGAGAGAGAUGGGGGUGAGGGAGGUGGUGGCUCUUUGGAAUUUGAGCUGUUUUUCCAUCUUUUGAGACCCGUGCUUGUUUCUGAGCUUGGAAAGUUUUCUUCUUUUAAUUCUGGGUUUUGUUUCUUUUUCCAUGUUUCUUUUUGUCUUGGUGGUUUUUGAAGUGGGUUUUGCUUGUUAGGAGAGAGAAAGAGAGGCAAUUGGUCAAUCCUUCAUCAUGCUUGGUGUGUUUGUGCUUGCCCUUUCUGAUGUUUUGGGUCACGAAAAACAAUGCUGUAAUGAUGCUUUUACAUGGAGUUUGGUUCUGUUACCCUUUUUCUUUUGUAGCACAGCCAGAGAAAAGUGUCUGUAAUUUUGUCAUAACUUUAAAGAAAGUUAACCUCCUAUGUGAGCACUAACUAUAUAAAUUUCUUUUGUUGGGGCUUCUCUAAAUAUAGAUAUGAAGGGGGCAGCAGGGGAGCAGGGGAAUAACACAGCAUAGCAGCUCAGGAAAACUAGGCAGAGUGUGAAUUUCUUGCUGAUGGGUCUUAGUUUGAAGAUGCAGAGCCACCAUCCUGUGGCUUUGAGGUUGUAUGAUCAAAUGGGGUCUAAAAGAAAGUACACUUUCAUUCAGGCUCAUAGAGCUUGGCUUCCAAAGUUCUUGCUGCUGUGGAUCCUGCUAAUGGCUUUGAUAAGUUGGUGCAUCUUUAGCAAAAUGGAUGAUGACACUAAAGUCAGAAGGAAGGAGGUGCUGGGUAGCCUCUGUGAUCAAAGGGCAAGAAUGCUACAGGAUCAGUUUAGUGUUAGUGUUAACCAUGUCCAUGCCCUUGCCAUCCUCGUUUCAACCUUCCAUUACUACAGACACCCUUCUGCCAUUGACCAGGAAACCUUUGCCGAGUAUACAGCCCGGACAGCAUUUGAACGGCCAUUACUGAGUGGUGUGGCAUAUGCACAAAGAGUUGUUAAAUCUGAGAGAGAGAGAUUUGAGAAAGAACAUGGAUGGGUUAUAAAGACAAUGGAAGAGAAAUCUUCACUGGUUAGAGAUGAGUAUGCCCCGGUGAUAUUUGCACAAGAAACUCUCUCAUAUCUUGAGUCUCUUGAUAUGAUGUCUGGACAGGAGGACCGAGAAAACAUUUUAAGGGCUAGAGCCACUGGGAAAGCAGUUCUGACGAGCCCUUUCAGGCUGUUGGGUUCUCACCAUCUUGGUGUGGUUUUAACAUUUCCCGUGUACAAGUCCAAGCUCCCUCAGAAGCCAACAGUGGAAGAACGCAUCGAAGCAACUGCAGGAUAUGUUGGAGGAUCCUUUGAUGUUGAGUCCCUUGUUGAGAAUUUACUUGGACAACUUGCUGGUAACCAGGCAAUUUUGGUGAAUGUAUAUGAUAUCACAAACUAUACUAAUCCACUAAUAAUGUAUGGAAAGCCCUAUGAAGAAGGUGAUAUGUCUCUUGCCCAUGAAAGCAAGCUUGAUUUUGGAGACCCAUUCAGGAAACAUCAAAUGAUAUGUAGGUACCAUCAGAAGGCACCAACAAAUUGGAUUGCAGUUACGACAGCAUUUCUAUUCUUUGUGAUUCUUAUAUUAGUGGGGUACAUUUUAUACGGUGCUGGAAAUCAUAUUGUCAAAGUGGAAGACGAUUUCCAUGAAAUGCAGGAACUGAAAGUUCGAGCAGAAUCAGCCCACGUUGCCAAGUCCCAGUUUCUAGCUACGGUCUCUCAUGAAAUUAGAACACCCAUGAAUGGUAUCUUAGGAAUGCUUGCUCUGCUUCUAGAUACAGAAUUGAGUUCAACCCAACGGGAUUAUGCUCAGACUGCUCAGGCAUGCGGAAAGGCACUGAUAACAUUAAUAAAUGAGGUGCUGGACAGAGCUAAAAUUGAAGCUGGCAAGUUAGAGCUGGAGGCUGUUCCCUUUGAUCUUCGUUCCAUACUUGAUGAUGUUCUUUCCCUUUUCUCUGAGAAAUCUAGACACAAAGGUUUAGAGCUGGCUGUGUUUGUUUCUGAUAAAGUACCGGAUAUUGUCAUGGGAGAUCCUGGGAGAUUCAGACAAAUAAUAACAAAUCUUGUUGGCAACUCUGUUAAAUUCACUGAACACGGACAUAUAUUUGUCAAAGUCCAUCUAGGGGACAAUAGAAACUGCAUAAUGAAUGGAAAACAUGAGACUUUUCUGAAUGGAGAAUCAGAUGAUGUUUUCCUUAUAUCUGAUGAUUAUCAUUUCAAAACCUUAAGUGGGUGUGAAGCAGCUGACGAACGGAACAGCUGGGAUAAUUUUAAGCUCCUAAUUGCUGAUGAAAAAUGUUGCCUUGAUUCUUCAAGAGAAAUGGUGGCUACUUGCGAAACAUCUGAACAAGUCACAUUGAGGGUGUGUGUGGAAGACACAGGAAUUGGAAUCCCUUUUUCAGCACAGGAUAGGAUAUUCAUGCCUUUUGUGCAGGCUGACAGCUCAACUUCACGAAAUUAUGGGGGCACUGGUAUUGGCUUGAGUAUCAGCAAAUGUCUGGUUGAACUAAUGGGUGGUAAGAUAAACUUCAUAAGCCGACCCCAGAUUGGGAGCACUUUCUCGUUUACUGCAGUUUGUGGAAGAUUUAAGAAAGGUCCAGUUACUGACAUGAAGAAAAAUUUGGAAGAUCUUCCUUCAAGUUUUAGAGGGCUGAAAGUCAUUGUUGUUGAUGGAAAACCUGUUAGAGCUGCUGUGACUAGAUACCAUUUGAAGAGACUAGGUAUACUGGUUAAGGUUGAAAGUAGCAUCAGUAAGGCUGUUGCUUUAUAUGGUAAAAGUGGUUCUCUGGACUCAGGAAUGUUCCUACCAGAUAUUAUCAUGGUUGAAAAGGACACAUGGAUAUCUGGAGAAGAUGGGACUUUCAAUAUGUGGAAACAAAAUGGUCACAUGUUUAAGAUACCUAAAAUGAUCCUUCUGGCAACCAAUAUUAGUAACAUUGAAUUUGAUAAAGCGAAGGCCAUGGGUUUCACUGAUACUGUGAUCAUGAAGCCUCUGAGAGCUAGUAUGGUGGCUGCUUGUCUUCAGCAAGUUUUGGGGAUGGGGAAGAAGAGGCAGCUAGGGAAAGACAUGCCGAAUGGUUCUGCUUUUCUACACAGCCUUCUCUAUGGAAAGAAAAUCUUGGUGGUUGAUGACAAUGGGGUAAACCGAAGGGUUGCUGCAGGUGCUCUGAAAAAGUUUGGAGCUGAUGUGAAGUGUGCAGAAAGUGGCAAAGCAGCACUUGAAAUGCUGCAAUUGCCUCACAAUUUUGAUGCUUGCUUCAUGGACAUUCAAAUGCCAGAAAUGGAUGGAUUUCAAGCAACUAGCCAAAUUCGGAUGAUGGAGAGCAAAGCAAAUGAGGAGAUGAAGAAUGGGAGUGAGUGGCAUGUGCCUAUAUUGGCCAUGACAGCUGAUGUGAUCCAUGCUACAUAUGAUGAGUGCUUGAAACGUGGCAUGGAUGGAUAUGUCUCAAAGCCAUUUGAGGAAGAGAAUCUGUAUCAGGAAGUUGCAAAGUUUUUCAAAACAAAGACCAUCUCAGACUCAUAACAAUGUGCUUCUUACUUGGCAACCAAUUAGAAGAUUGGAGACAACACAUUUUAGUUUCUUCACAUGUUGCAUGUAACUUGUUCUUGUGCUUUGAUGCAUGGAGUGACACUUGUUUUCUCAACAUAUUUGAGUUCAUUGAUGAGGGAUCAUACUAACUGCUGCAGUUUGGUAUUGUUAGAGUAAAUGUAUACCACGCUACACCCCCCAAUAGUGUACAGAUUAUGGGUAGGGUACGAGUGAAAUUAUGUAAAUUCAAUGUUUUUUCCCUUAUAUUAUUACUUCCCCCACCCAUCAUUUAGAAGGCUUUUCAUAAGCAAUAGCUUUUUAUGUAAAGGUAUCAUGUAAUAGAUUUGGUCACUGAUAUCUAAACUUGUGUGCUUA
This is a messenger RNA of Vigna radiata var. radiata (mung bean), 3922 nucleotides long. RefSeq names its product histidine kinase 4. Bases 569 to 3541 code for a protein of 990 amino acids. NCBI's taxonomy places the organism in Eukaryota, Viridiplantae, Streptophyta, Magnoliopsida, Fabales, Fabaceae. Gene Ontology annotation, molecular function: phosphorelay sensor kinase activity. The transcript is spliced from 11 exons. The record is from RefSeq and is a predicted model, not a curated record. Gene Ontology annotation, biological process: phosphorylation; phosphorelay signal transduction system.